AUGGCGACUCUACAGAAAUUCAAGCUGUUAGCAACCCAGUGCGCAGUGGCUGGAAGCCCAACUAGGAGCCCAACCACCAGUCCAGUAAUCCACCUCCGCCGGAGAAAGACACUCCGAAUGCUGCUCGGCCGCAACGGAGGUGGAGAAGGGAGAAGGCAGCCGCCUCGACCUCUGAAUGACUCAUCAGAUGGAAGGAGAAGCGACGAUAGCGAUGAAUCAAAGGAGAAGGGGAACGAUACUGUGGUCAGCCACAAGCUUAGGGACCUGUUUGUAUCCUCGCCGCCGCCGUUCGAAGAACGGACAUCUGGGAAUGUGAGAGAAGGGAUUUUACCGACGGCUGGUACGAAUGGGAGGAGAGGUAGUGCGCGGACGCUACGGCCGUUAUCAGCGACGUUCCGGCAACGGUUGUUGCGGAGAGCUUGGCGGCCUAUGCUUGGUGCUAUACCCGAGUCACAUUGUGAAAAUUAA
This is a messenger RNA of Fraxinus pennsylvanica, 468 nucleotides long. Lineage: Eukaryota; Viridiplantae; Streptophyta; Magnoliopsida; Lamiales; Oleaceae. The record is from the annotation of a GenBank genome assembly.